Messenger RNA from Tupaia belangeri chinensis (Chinese tree shrew), 3169 nucleotides. RefSeq names its product CD274 molecule (gene CD274). Gene Ontology annotation, cellular component: external side of plasma membrane. The transcript is spliced from 7 exons. Gene Ontology annotation, biological process: cellular response to lipopolysaccharide; positive regulation of T cell proliferation; negative regulation of T cell proliferation. Bases 261 to 1130 code for a protein of 289 amino acids. The record is from RefSeq and is a predicted model, not a curated record. NCBI's taxonomy places the organism in Eukaryota, Metazoa, Chordata, Mammalia, Scandentia, Tupaiidae.
UGUGUACCUAGUAUAAACGUUUAUCUUAGAAGUUUUAAUCUGCUUCCUUCCAUAACUGAAAAAUUGAGCAGCAGCGUGAACUUCCACCAAGGAAUUUCCUGGGGAGGGACUGUGGGUCAGAGGUGGGCGAGGCCUCCGACAGGCGCCCGCGAGGUCUUUAUCAGAGUGACACGCCUUCCCUUGGCUUCCAGUCCCCCGCGCAGCAUCCCAAGUCUCCGCGCCGGCUGUGAGUCUCUCCACUAGUAGGUCAUUCCAGAAAGAUGAGGAUAAUUAAUGUCUUUACAUUUAUGGCCUACUCUCAUUUGCUGAAUGCAUUUACUAUCACAGUUCCUAAGGACCUGUAUGUGGUAGAGUAUGGCAGCAAUGUAACACUUGAAUGUGAAUUCCCAGUAGAAAAACAGUUAGACCUGCAUUCAUUAGUUGUCUACUGGGAAAUGCAGGGUAAGAACAUUAUUCAGCUUGUGAAUGGGAAGGAAGACCUGAAGGUUCAGCACAGUAGCUACAGUCGGAGGACCCGGCUAUUAAAGGAUCAGCUUCCCAAGGGAAAUGCGGCACUUCAGAUCACAGAUGUGAAAUUGCAGGAUGCAGGUGUUUACUGCUGCAUGAUCAGCUAUGGUGGUGCGGACUACAAACGGAUUACUUUGAAAGUGACUGCUCCGUACCACAAAAUUAACAAAAGAAUUUCCAUGGACUCUAUCACCUCUGAAUAUGAACUAACAUGUGAAGCUGAGGGUUACCCCAAGGCUGAAGUCAUCUGGACAAACAGUGACCACCAGAUCCUGAGUAGCAAGACAACCACUACCAAUUCUGAGAGGGAGGAGUUAUUUUUCAAUGUUACCAGCACAUUGAGAAUCAACACAACAGCUGGUGAGAUUUUCUACUGCACUUUUCAUGGAUCAGAUCUUGAGACAAACAGCACAGCUGAAUUGAUCAUUCCAGGACCAUCCGAAGUAUUUACCCAUAAGAGGAUUCACUUGGCAUUUUUGGGAGCUGUCCUAUUGGUCAUUAGUGUAACACUGGCAAAUGUCUUCUGUCUUAGAAAAAAUGUGAGAAUGAUGGAUGUGGAGAACUGUGGCAUCCAAAAUACAAACUCAAAGAAACAAAAUGAUAUGCAGUCCGAGGAGACAUAAUCUAGCAUUGAAAUUUCUGAUCUUCAAGUAGGGAUUCUCAGCCUGUGGUUUGGGAGUUCAUCAGGGCUAAGCAUCACCAGAAUGAAUGGGCCCAUAGGAUGCAGAUAAUAUAGGAUUUUAAAAGUCUGAAAACAGAACCUGGGAAAGGAAAAAGAGGAGCACAAAGAAAGAUGGAUAGGAAAGGGAACCCACAAGGAAACCUUGGUACAUCAAAAUGACCAAGAGACUUGUCAAUGCAUGUGAAAGGGAGAAAGAAUACUUCUGAGCCUCCAAGCAAAUCAUCCGUCGCUCAUCCUAGAAAAGCGGGUUGAGAAUCCCUGAUCUAAUGGUCAGUUCUUGAGAAGUGCCUUUUUCCUCCACUCAGUAUUUCCAGUUGUCUUCUGUGUGUCUGAGAGUGCAAGUGUUAAAUAUUUAAGUAUGAGUUGUUUUUAUUUAUUUAUAGAGUCUAAGAGAUCUUGUCAUGUGAGUGUGGUUGUGAAUAAUUGCUUUUAAAGAUACAUUGCAAUAGAUGUUAAAACUUUGUUACCAAAUUAGACUUGCCUUCAAAGACUUGUUCACAUCUUAAAACCUUUAGAAUUUGUGGCAGUGCGGUACCUAGAGAGAAAGUGAGAGGGAAACAGAUGUUGAGAGCUCAGAGAGGAAGGAGAUAAAAUGGCAUCCACAGGUCAUAGUAACAACAGCCAAGUUGCAGCCAGCAGGGCUACAGUGCUUAAAGCACCCAGUUUACUCAAGGACGUGCACAGUCCACCCAGACAUAUGGGCAACAAAGCUGUGGAACCUAUGGACAGCCCACUGAUGUCAGCUAUACCUAGGCUCAGAUCUCUGCAACCUAUGGCAGACCACUUUUGCAACUUCUUAUGGACAGCCUCCUACUGGUUAUACUAUUACAGCUGCCCCGCAGGUGAUAGCCAGCCUGUCCGGGAAUAUAGCACUGGCACUUAUGAUACCACCACUACCCAGGCCUCCUUAGCUCAGUCAGCAAAUGGCACUCAGCCUGCUUAGGGCCUGUGGACAGUAUCCUGCAGCCACCAUACCUGCAAGACUAAAAGAUGAUAACAAGCCUCCUGAGACUGGUAAAUGUCAAUCUAGCACAGGAGUUUUCAAUCAGCCCAACCUAGGAUAUGGACAAAACAACUAGUUAUCUCCAGAUACCUGAGAACUACCCCGUGCAGCCACUCACCACCACACCUCUAUCCUAUCUUCCUACCAGCUAUUCCUCUACACAGCCGACUAGUAAUUACUCGCAGCAGAACUCCUAUGGGCAACUGAGCAGCUGUGAACAGCAGAGUAGCAAUACUCAACAAAGCAGCUAUGGGCAGUAGCCUUUCACUGGUUACUCACUCCCAAACUAUUUCCUACAGUCAAUAUAGCCAACAGAACAACAACUUCAGGCAGCAGAGUUCAUUCCAACAGGACCACCCUAGUAGCAUGGGUGUUUAUGGACUGUAGUCUGGAAGAUUUUUUUGGACCAGCAGAGAACCAGAACAAGAGAAGCCCUGAAAACUUGGGCAAGAGCAGAGGGGGAUUGAUUGUGGAGACAUGAGCAGAGAUGGGUAGGGAGGAGGAUACGGUGGAAUGGGCAGUGCUGGAGAGCAAGGUGGCUUCAAUAAGCCUAGUGUACCCAUGGAUGAACGAUCAGAUCUUGGUCUAGGCUUGCCUAUAGAUCUGGAUGAAGACUCUAAUGAUUGUGCAAUUUAUGUGCAAGGAUUAAAUAACAAUGUGACUCUAGAUGAUUUGCCAGACUUCUUUAAGCAGUAUGGAGUGGUUAUAAUGAGCAGGAAAACUGGGUAACCCAUGAUCCAUAUUUACUUGGACAAGGAAACAGGAAAGCACAAAUGUGUGGGUAAUGAAGUAUGUGAUGAAGUCCACUGAAGACGCCACUCGUUGCCAAGGAUGCUGUGGAGUGGUUUGAUGGGAGAGAUUUUCAAAGGACCAAACUUAAAGUCUCUCUGUCUCAGAAGAAACCUUUAAUGAAUAGCACAUGGAGUAGAAUGCCACCCUUUGGGGGCACCACCACUUCAUGGAAGUCCAGGUUGCCC